Molecule: messenger RNA, 965 nt
Organism: Brassica oleracea var. oleracea
Lineage: Eukaryota; Viridiplantae; Streptophyta; Magnoliopsida; Brassicales; Brassicaceae
Product: transcription factor bHLH11-like
Exons: 5
Coding region: 65-829 (254 amino acids)
Biological process (GO): intracellular iron ion homeostasis
Molecular function (GO): protein dimerization activity; DNA-binding transcription factor activity
Source: RefSeq, a predicted model, not a curated record
UGAAGAAGAUGAAACCAACUAGUCUUUGGUCUCUCUCUCUGAGUGGUUAUUGCUUUACUUUGCAAUGGAGCAAUUGAAGAAGCUGAAGACUUCCUCUGAUGAUGAAUCCUCAACUGCUUCUUCUUCUUGGGGACAUAACAUCAGUUUCAGGCCUGAGAAAAUGGUGGACGGGAAGGAGGAACCAGUUUCUUCACGGAAAAUUCAAAAGGCAGAAAGAGAGAAGAUACGUAGAGAUAAGCUCAAGAAACAUGUUUUUGAGCUCGGUGAUGCACUUGAUCCUAACAGGCCUAAGAGUGACAAAGCUUCGAUUCUCAUUGACACAGUACAGAUCCUGAAAGAUCUAAUGACUCAAGUCGAUAGACUAAAGGCUGAGUAUGUCACACUCUCUCAAGAGUCUCGUGAGCUAAAUCAAGACAAGAGCGAGCUGAGAGAAGAAAAUUCAUCUCUUAAAUCCGAUAUCGAGAUUCUUAGUGCUCAAUGUCAGCAUAGAGUCAUGGUCCCAUGGAUUCCACACUACGCUUAUCCUCUCCCUGUAGUAGCAAUAACUCAGGGUCAAGUCUCCACUCUGCCUUCUCUACUCAAUGGCACUCAAACUCCUUCACCUUUACCUAACCCCUCCACCACCUUUAUGCCAUAUUUAGCAGCCUCACUUGGUCCUAAAAUGGAACGAAAAGAUGAUGUUGGUUUGGAGCUUGAGCUUAAAAUCCAUGCCUCUUCUUCAGCUCAUGAUGCUUCCGGAAAAGAGGAGAAAGGAAACUCUACAGUCACUGCAAGCUCAUCGAAUAGUUACUACUCAUCAUCUCAUGCUGUACAAGAUUGUUCCCCAUAGAAUUUAUCAACAGCUAUCGGAAAAUGAUCUGGGAGUCAUUAGUAUGAUUAUCUUCUUCAGAUUGCCUUUCAUCUCGAUUAAAGAUGUAAAAAUAUAAUCUGCAAUUUUACCAAUUAAGCUUUCCGAACUUCCAUCA